Molecule: messenger RNA, 2722 nt
Organism: Oryza sativa Japonica Group (Japanese rice)
Lineage: Eukaryota; Viridiplantae; Streptophyta; Magnoliopsida; Poales; Poaceae
Product: alanine aminotransferase 2
Biological process (GO): biosynthetic process
Molecular function (GO): L-alanine:2-oxoglutarate transaminase activity; pyridoxal phosphate binding
Source: RefSeq, a predicted model, not a curated record
UAUUACUGCCCUCAUCUGAUCUGGGUAACAUAUUUCUGAGCUCAGUAGAACUGUUAAAAAAAGGCAGAAAUGCACAAACUCUUCUCACAAAACAACAUACAAAUGCUUAUAUUUUGGAGCGGAGGCAAUACAUGGUAUAUUUUUUAAAGUGAAAAAAACAAUCAGACACAUGGUAUUGAGUGAUAGCAAAGCUGGGUGACCACAGAAAAUACCUCCUGCUUUAAAUACUUUAUACCUGGGCUGUCAAUCCUCGGAGUUCCUCCCAAUGUAAUGUCUGAGGAAGAAGUAUUGCAGCUAAAUUUUAAGGGUUUCUUGUACGAAACAGGGACAAUCAGAGAUUAAGAAACUCUAUGUGGAAAAGGCCAUGCGCAUUUUGUUAUGUGAUUCAACAAAUAAGAUGAGGAGGCAAAGUCAUGGUUCUGUUCUAAUUAACAAAUCUACUAUGGGGGCCGUUGCUCCCUAUUGUCCACGCUCCUUUUCUUCAUUUCUCUCCUGCAGGAUAUCUUGUCUUUUGAUUCUUCAUUUUAGGUCUUAUAAAUAUCACGUGGUUCAGGCCUCCAAUGUCAAAUUAUCAUUACGUGGAACUCUCUUAGAUGCUUGAGAAAAGUUAGCUCUUACCUGUCCAUAGAAGCUCCAAGGAAGCGAGAAUAGUAGAUACUUUGGUUGGCCAUGGCCACUGGUGUUUCUGUUGAGAACAUAAACCCCAAGGUUUUACGAUGUGAAUAUGCAGUUCGUGGAGAGGUUGCCAUCCAUGCUCAGCACCUACAACAGCAGCUACAGACACAACCUGGUUCUCUUCCAUUUGAUGAGAUCGUGUAUUGCAACAUCGGGAACCCUCAGUCCUUGGGUCAAAAACCAAUCACAUUCUUCAGGGAGGUUCUUGCACUUUGCAAUCAUCCAAAUCUGCUGGAGAGAGAGGAAAUUAAAUCAUUGUUCAGCACUGAUGCUAUUGCUCGGGCAAAGAAAAUUCUUUCCAUGAUUCCUGGAAGAGCCACCGGGGCAUAUAGUCAUAGCCAGGGUAUCAAGGGACUGCGUGAUGAGAUUGCUGCUGGGAUUGCCUCCCGUGAUGGUUUCCCUGCAAAUGCAGAUGAUAUAUUCCUAACUAAUGGAGCAAGUCCUGGUGUACACAUGAUGAUGCAGUUGCUGAUAAGGAACAACAGAGAUGGCAUUAUGUGUCCAAUUCCUCAAUACUCAUUGUACUCAGCAUCCCUAGCACUUCAUGGCGGAGCUCUUGUGCCAUAUUAUCUUGAUGAAUCCUCAGGAUGGGGUUUGGAGGUUUCUAAGCUUAAGAAUCAACUUGAAGAUGCCAGGUCAAAAGGCAUAACUGUUAGGGCGUUGGUGGUGAUCAAUCCUGGAAAUCCUACUGGACAGAUUCUUGAUGAGCAACAGCAAUAUGAGCUAGUAAAGUUCUGCAAGGACGAGGAACUUGUUCUUCUGGCGGAUGAGGUAUACCAAGAGAACAUUUAUGUUACCAACAAGAAGAUCAACUCUUUCAAGAAGAUAGCAAGAUCCAUGGGAUACAAUGGAGACGAUUUACAAUUAGUAUCAUUGCAUUCUGUUUCUAAAGGAUAUUACGGAGAGUGUGGCAAGAGAGGCGGUUACAUGGAGGUCACUGGCUUCAGCACUCCAGUUAGAGAACAACUCUACAAAAUUGCAUCUGUUAACUUGUGUUCAAAUAUCACCGGCCAGAUCCUUGCGAGCCUCAUAAUGGAUCCACCAAAGGCUGGGGACGCAUCUUAUGACCUCUACGAGGAAGAGAAAGACAACAUCCUAAAAUCUUUAUCUCGUCGUGCAAAGGCAAUGGAGUCUGCAUUUAACAGUAUUGAUGGAAUUACAUGCAACAAGACGGAAGGGGCGAUGUAUCUGUUCCCACGGAUUUAUCUACCACAGAAGGCAAUUGAGGCUGCCAGGGCUGUCAACAAAGCACCUGAUGUAUUCUACGCUCUACGUCUUCUUGAUACCACCGGCAUCGUUGUGACUCCUGGAUCUGGUUUUGGACAAGUUGCAGGGACAUGGCACGUGAGAUGCACGAUCCUGCCGCAGGAGGAGAAGAUACCUUCGAUGAUCUCCCGCUUCAGGGAAUUCCAUGAGGAGUUCAUGUCACAGUAUCGCGACUGAUGGACUGAACUCAUAAGGCUUCGCCAUCCAGAAGACGAGAAAUAAAGCAAAACGCCGUUAAUCUGCGAUGUGUUAACGGAAGAUGUGCAGCAACCUUAAUCUGGAAAACUUGAGCAUACUCAGUUUGGGUCGUAAAGAAUUCACGGGCUGUUGCAUCAGUGUUUGCCCGGUACAAGGUUUGAUUGGAUUAGCACGAUGAAUGAGUGCAGGGAGACCUGCAGCUAAAUAAAUACUCCCUCCGUCCUAUAAUAUAAAGUAUUUUGAAUUUUUGAUUGCAACGUUUGACCGCUCGUCUUAUUAAAAAAAUUUAAAAUUAUUAUUUAUUUUAUUAGUGACUUACUUUAUUAUCUACAUUACUUCAAGCAUAACUUUUCGUUUUUUAUAUUUACAAAAAAAAAAUUGAAUAAGACGAGUGAUCAAACGUUGCAAGCAAAAACUCAAAAUCCCUUAUAUUGUGGGACGGAGUGUGGGACGGAGUGAGUGUUAAUGUUAGUAGUUGUGAGUUAGUGACUCGUACCUAAAAGUAAUGCUACGAAAUAAAAAUGUGUUGAGAGAGUAUCUUACAUUCAGUAAAGGUUUUCCAAUCGAGUUGGCUAUCUUGAAA